AUGUCACGGUCGCAGGUACCGCUUAUAGAGGGCGACACGAGGGGCGAUGCGGAGUCAUGGCGCGAAGAGACAGCAUAUCUACCAUCUUUCUACUCUCCACAUUCACGGCCAGUCGAAGAAGCGCGGGACGACCAUGGUGAUGCCCUCACCUCAAGCCCCCGAAUGGGUCCGGGUUGCGACGACUUAUCCCUACCGCCUCCCUCGAACCACUCAAAUCACCCACGCUCGAACUCGAUUCCCGUCCCGGCCCCCGUGUCGGCCUGCUCGGAUCCGGCCCAAGCGCUCCCGCCGCCGUCGCUCGUCUCACCAGCGUUCACUCCCCCAUCCACCCCGGGCGCCAGCGAGAUGCCCGGGAUAGUACCGGUUGACUCUUCCGUGCCGUCGGGCGGCUGCGGCACCAAAAAGCCACGCCUUCUCGAGACCCUGCCCGAAGUACAUUGCAUCGUGCGGGCGCGGAUACCAACCGUCGCUGGGACGGAGAUGUUUCUACAUCUCUACACCAACAACGUGGAUAGUAAAGAGCACCUGGCUAUCGUGUUUGGGACGCACAUCAGGAGCACCUCACUAGAUGCGCCGAGGGAAGGGGAGACCGAGAUGGACCGGAUGGUUCGAGGCGCAUACACGGGGCGGUUGUACCCUGGUAGAGCCAAGAGUGGUAUGAUGGAUAACACGGGCGCCGGGGGUUCUGCUCAUAACUCCACCGGCUCGCCGCUCGUGCGGAUACAUUCAGAGUGCUACACAGGCGAGACAGCGUGGUCUGCGCGGUGCGAUUGUGGCGAGCAGUUGGACGAGGCAGCAAGGCUGAUGUCACUCCCCAGCGCUACAGAUGGCGGCAUCAUCAUCUACCUGCGGCAGGAGGGCCGAGGCAUUGGGCUGGGCGAGAAGCUGAAGGCGUAUAACCUACAAGAUCUAGGAUCGGACACGGUCGAGGCCAAUCUACUGCUACGACAUCCGGCCGAUGCCCGGAGUUACGGACUUGCCACGGCCAUGUUGCUGGACCUCGGACAAGACCAUGUCAGGCUGUUGACGAACAAUCCCGACAAGAUCAGAGCAGUCGAAGGACCUAAUCGCGAAGUCCGGGUGACGGAGCGUGUAGCGAUGGUGCCGUUGAGCUGGAAAGGCAGGGGAGGGUUCAGCAGCCGGGAGGUGGAGGGAUAUCUCAAGACCAAGGUGAGCAUGAGCACCCUCAACCCUACGCAAAUCAUCACCCUUCUCCCACUGACGAGUCGUCGCGGCAACUGUUUAGAUUGA
Messenger RNA from Anthostomella pinea, 1251 nucleotides. The record is from the annotation of a GenBank genome assembly. Lineage: Eukaryota; Fungi; Ascomycota; Sordariomycetes; Xylariales; Xylariaceae.